CAUGUUCCAAUGGAUUUGCUUCGCCUGUUUGGACUCAAUUCGUCAUUACAAUUCUUGGAAUUCUACCUUUACUGUUCGUUGUGGAUUUAUUCUGUUGGAACCCGGAACACUGAAAUGAUGGAAACGUGUUCUCUACAAAGUAGCUCAACAGAAGAACCUUGAAGGCUAUGUGGGAUUUGCCAAUCUCCCAAAUCAAGUAUACAGAAAAUCAGUGAAGAGAGGUUUUGAAUUCACCCUUAUGGUAGUAGGUGAAUCUGGCCUGGGAAAGUCAACAUUAAUCAACUCGUUAUUCCUCACAGAUUUGUAUUCUCCAGAGUACCCAGGUCCUUCUCAUAGAAUAAAAAAAACUGUACAGGUGGAACAAUCCAAAGUUUUAAUCAAAGAAGGUGGUGUUCAGUUGCUGCUCACAAUAGUUGAUACCCCAGGAUUUGGAGAUGCAGUGGAUAACAGUAAUUGCUGGCAGCCUGUUAUCGACUACAUUGAUAGCAAGUUCGAGGACUACCUAAAUGCUGAAUCUCGAGUGAACAGACGCCAGAUGCCUGAUAACAGGGUGCAGUGUUGUUUAUACUUCAUUGCUCCUUCAGGACAUGGACUGAAGCCAUUGGAUAUUGAGUUUAUGAAACGUUUGCACGAAAAAGUGAACAUCAUCCCACUUAUUGCCAAAGCAGACACACUCACACCAGAGGAAUGCCAGCAGUUUAAAAAACAGAUAAUGAAAGAAAUCCAAGAACAUAAAAUUAAGAUAUAUGAAUUUCCAGAAACAGAUGAUGAAGAAGAGAAUAAGCUUGUUAAAAAGAUUAAGGACCGUUUACCUCUUGCUGUGGUAGGUAGUAAUACUAUCAUUGAAGUUAAUGGCAAAAGAGUCAGAGGAAGACAGUAUCCUUGGGGUGUUGCUGAAGUUGAAAAUGGUGAACAUUGUGAUUUUACAAUUCUAAGAAAUAUGUUGAUAAGAACGCACAUGCAGGACUUGAAAGAUGUCACCAAUAAUGUGCACUAUGAGAACUACAGGAGCAGAAAACUGGCAGCUGUGACCUACAACGGAGUUGAUAACAACAAGAAUAAAGGGCAGCUGACUAAGAGUCCUCUGGCACAAAUGGAAGAAGAGAGAAGGGAGCAUGUAGCUAAGAUGAAGAAGAUGGAGAUGGAGAUGGAGCAGGUGUUUGAAAUGAAGGUCAAAGAAAAAGUCCAAAAGCUGAAGGACUCUGAAGCUGAGCUCCAACGGCGCCACGAGCAAAUGAAAAAGAAUUUGGAAGCACAGCACAAAGAAUUAGAGGAAAAACGCCGCCAGUUUGAGGAUGAGAAAGCAAACUGGGAAGCUCAACAACGUAUUUUAGAACAACAGAACUCUUCAAGAACCUUGGAAAAGAACAAGAAGAAAGGGAAGAUCUUCUAACUCUCCUGACCACCAGUUCCGCGAGUUGCCAAUAUGCCAGCUUGGACGUCAGUGUUUGUUGGAUCCGUUUGACCAAUUUGCACCAAUUUUAUCCAUAAUGAUGGAUUUAACAGCAUGACAAAAGUUAUUUUUUUGUUCUUGAUGGAGAUUAAGAUGCCUUGAAUUGUCUAGGGUGUGGUGUACUUAGAAAAUAACAGCUCUGAGUACCUUUCCUGGUUUUGUUUUUUGUUUUUUUGUUUUUGUUUUUUUUUUAAUUAUUAAACAGAUGUCUUCAACUUAAUGCAAGAGAACAUUUUACUGUUGUACAAUCAUGUUCUGGUGGUUUGAUUGUUUACAGGAUAUUCCAAGAUAAAAGGACUUUGGAAAGUUUUCAUUGAGGAUGAAUUGCCAUAAUAUGAUGCAAACUAUGCUUCUCAUAAUUAUAAUGCAGAGGUUCCAUUCAGUGCAGCAUAUACAAUAAUGUAAUUUAGUCUAACACAGUUGACCCUAUUUUUUGACACUUCCAUUGUUUAAAAUACACAUGGAAAAAAAAAACCUAUAUGCUUACAGUGCACCUAGAGCUUUUUUAUAACAGACUUUUUUUGUUUGUUUGUUUGUUUGGAUUCUUUAAAUAUAUAUUCUCAUUUAGUACCCUCUUUAGCCAGACUCAUUAUGCUUCAUUUCUGAAAUAACAUUUAAUUUAGAUAUUUUCCAUAUAUUGGCCCUGCUAAAAUAGAAAGUAGCAUCUUUCGUAUGGUAGGAACCAACAAGCAAACUCCUAUUAUUCCCUUUUUACACUUUAUGGUAAGUAGCAGGGAAAAAAUGCAUUCAUAGAUCAUUUCUAGGCAAAAUUGUGAAGCUGACGACCAACCUGUUUCUACCUAUAUGCAGUGUCUAUUUGGCUAGAAAUGGGGAAAGGCCUCUUGAAGGGAGAAAAGCCACCAGUCUGCAUUUAGCUGUAUUCAUAUAUUGCAUUUCUGUAUUUUUUUGUUUGUAUUGUAAAAAAAUUCACAUAAUAAACAAUGUUGUGAUGUAA
Molecule: messenger RNA, 2408 nt
Organism: Ochotona princeps (American pika)
Lineage: Eukaryota; Metazoa; Chordata; Mammalia; Lagomorpha; Ochotonidae
Gene: SEPTIN7
Product: septin 7
Exons: 13
Coding region: 239-1393 (384 amino acids)
Biological process (GO): cilium assembly; cytoskeleton-dependent cytokinesis
Cellular component (GO): septin ring; microtubule cytoskeleton; cell division site
Molecular function (GO): molecular adaptor activity; GTP binding; GTPase activity
Source: RefSeq, a predicted model, not a curated record